AUGAAUAGGGUAACCGAAUCGUUGAAUACAUUUCAACAAACCAUGGACACACAUACCGCCCAAAUUCUACAUUUAAACGAGGGGCAAGUAAAAUUGGCAUACGAGCUGAAUUACACACAGGCAGCAUUGAACCAAACGAUCGACUUGGUCAAUGAACACUCAGAAAUACUCCGAACACACGAAACAGCACUACGAACGCUAUCACAAAUGACCAUGUUCCUCAGCAAUCGACUAUCAGCAUUUGUCCAUUCUGUGGAAACUCAUUUCAUCCACACAUCCAUUGAAAAUAUUUUGGAAAAUAAUCUUAACUUACAGUUCAUUCACCAUAAAGAUUUACCUCAAGUUACGAAAAUGAUAAUGAAAGCAACAAACGUUUCGUUAGAUGACAACAGUGCAUCAUUCGCCUCAAUCGAACUAGUCACCCGCUUAUUAGUGAAACAAAGAAUCGACUUUAUUUCAAUGAACAAAACACAGAAUAAUGGUGAAUCAGAUCUAAUUGGUCAAUUGAUAGUCUCUUCAUUCUUUGCCGCACCCAGUCAGACACAAGCUCCAUUUUCCCUUUAUGAAUUGAUACCAGUGCCGUUCAAUCAUCGCAAACAAAGGGUGCGAUUAGCACAAGUACCUUAUGCAAUCGGAAUCGAAUCGAAAGGACAACAAUUUAUUCGAUGGUCAAAAUCCGAAGCAGAAUCAUGCAAUUUUGCAGUUAUGACAACAUGUCGAGAAACACUAGCGAUUCGAAAGGAAGGAAUCGACAAAUGCCUUUCUGAAAUUUUAACAGAUGGACCAUUAGAGUCAUGUCAAGUAGAACCACACAUCGAUCCGAUAUUCGUCCAACGCGUGGAUCAACACUGGGCAAUUUCAACAAACACAACCACUAAAUGUCACCCGAUCAAAUUGGCUGAAGCGGAGAACAUGAAGGUGGGCGUUAGCAAGGAAAUAACACUACCUCCAGUAGCAUUAAUAACUACCUUAGACAGCACAUCAUUCAUCUACACAUAA
This is a messenger RNA of Didymodactylos carnosus, 999 nucleotides long. NCBI's taxonomy places the organism in Eukaryota, Metazoa, Rotifera, Eurotatoria, Philodinida, Philodinidae. The record is from the annotation of a GenBank genome assembly.